This is a messenger RNA of Rotaria sp. Silwood1, 900 nucleotides long. NCBI's taxonomy places the organism in Eukaryota, Metazoa, Rotifera, Eurotatoria, Philodinida, Philodinidae. The record is from the annotation of a GenBank genome assembly.
AUGAACGAUAAAAUAACACGUAAAGCUGAACAAAAAACAUUUCGUUAUAAUCGUAUUUCAAAAAAUUCAAAGAUUUUCGAAUGUGAUGAAAUAUUUCAUAUGAAACCAACAAUUUUAUCUAAUUCCAUAUCCACAAUUUCAUCAAAACAACCAAUCUGUGUUCAAUCAAAUGUACCAACAAGUCCCUUGAAAAUACUUGAAGCUCAAUAUUUACAAAAUUUUUCAAACUUUCGCCGUCAUUUUUAUCAUAUUAAUCAUCAAAAAAUAAAAUCUUCUCCUCAAGAUUAUCCUAGUAUUGACGUAACUGAUAUUCGUCUUGCAUCCAUAAAUGAAUGUGUUCAAAAAGAUUUUAUGAAAAGAUUAAAUGAAAAUACUUCUUACUUUCUAGAUUUAGUCUAUCAUGGUACAAAAUUAGAUAAUAUCAAAAGUAUUCUUCGUUAUGGGUUUUUGAUACCAAAUCAAGCUCAUCCAUCUAAUAGAGAAGCACCUAUUAUUGUUUCAGCAAACGGUCGAGCGUUUGGUAGUGGGAUUUAUUCAAGUUAUUCAGCGGUUUUUUCAUUAUCCUAUGUUAAUGCUACCAAUACUCUUUUAGUAUGUGCAGCGAUACCAAAACAUCAUAGUAUCGGAAAAAUUGAACGUUCUUAUGCAAAUAUAUUAGUUUUAUCUCAUGAAUCACAAAUUAUACCAUUAUUUCUAAUUGAUUUUAAAUAUCUAGAUACAUUCCAUACGAAUUAUUCUUGUUUUAAUGAAGUGAAACAAUCUAAGAGGUAUAAAAAGAAUGAAAUAAAAGAAAUUGUAAUUAUUUCAAGAAAAUACUUACGAAAAGUAUUAAAUUACAUAAAUGAUGAAGUACGAAAGAACAAUCGAUAUCAAAUGAGACCAUUUGAAUUCUUUAAUUAA